Messenger RNA from Alnus glutinosa, 1659 nucleotides. RefSeq names its product cold-regulated protein 27. Bases 212 to 1081 code for a protein of 289 amino acids. The record is from RefSeq and is a predicted model, not a curated record. The transcript is spliced from 5 exons. NCBI's taxonomy places the organism in Eukaryota, Viridiplantae, Streptophyta, Magnoliopsida, Fagales, Betulaceae. Gene Ontology annotation, biological process: regulation of circadian rhythm; response to cold.
UUUAUCGCUCACUCCUGACCUGGCACCCCGCUGAUGGUGCUGACACGUGUAAAAGCGACGCCAUGUGGAGCCUUUAUUGGCCCCAACCUAACAAACAAUCUCUCCCUCCCCCCUCCUCUCUCUCUCUCUCUCUCUCUCGGAGGGUUUUCUCUCUGAAAUUCUCACCGAUUUUCGCUUGUUCUUUUACGCAAACCGUGUUGAUUUAAGAGGAAUGAGAGAAAAUCUCCGGCCAAAUAUUCCGCCGCCCCAGGCCACGGCCGGUUGCGGGAGUGAGUUGACUCGGACGAACUCGGACUCGUCCGCCAUCACAGCUGACACUUCCAAAGAACCUUCACGCCAUUGUGGAAAUGCCAAAGCGCAGGGGCAGUUGACAGAGUGGACAGAUCAGAAGCACAGUUUGUAUCUUGAUUCCUUAGAGGCAUCAUUUGUUACUGAAUUGCAACGUUCAAUGCGUUUGCGUGGCUUGUGCUCGCAAGAUAAUGUGCGUGGGACAUAUUCACCUGAAGAACCUAGAACCAAAACUCGCAAGUCUUCUGACGAGUUCAUGGUUCUACGAGAUGGCUGCUGGCAGAAGAUCAACUUUGAAAGAAAGGAUAAUUUGUUGGACAGCACUGCUGAUUCUCAUGUUGUUCUAGGAAGUCCAUGGAUACGCCAUUUUACAUCUUCAGGCAAACAGCGCACUGAGAGAUCUCUUUAUGUCCAAGAAGAUGGUGUGCUUUUUCAUGAAGGGACUCAUUUAAAAGGGAAUUUGACUUCCGCCAGUGGAUCAUCAAGAGGUUUGGAUCAUCAGGGCUUUUUUGGCAGUUCUACAGAAAUUUCAGAUCAGAACUUUGUGGAUGAAGACCAAGGAGAGAAGUCGAGCUGUGCGUCUAAGGCGAAAAGGUUGAAGGCGUCUGCAGCUGAUGCUACAAGCAGUGAUCAAGUUGUGCCCCUUGGAAAGUUUCACACAACAGAUGUUUCAACUCCCGAUAACGCUUCAUCGGAGAGGGAGCAAGAAGGACAUUACGAACUGCUGUCAGAGAACCCUGAGAGCCACGUUUGCCCAAAAUCCGAUCUGCAUUAUUUUCUGAAAGGGAGCUAAGUUAUGCUUGGAAUCGUAAGUUUGAUCGAUAAUCAUCGACACUAAUACACCAAAAGAAUUAUAGCGAUAAGCAUUGCAGAGGCUUCUUGAGCAACAAACUUUAUAAAAUUAAAAAGGUGACUUAUUCUAUAGAGGGUUGGUCCUGGGGUUAAUGCGGUGGUAAUGCUGACAAAAGAUUUUUGGCAAAAAUUCAUGUUGCUGGUGAAGUUUGCUCAUAUAGGAUUCUAUGAUGAAAUUGAUGAAAACACCAUGUUGGUUAGCUAUUGGAGAUAGGAUUCUGUUUUCUUUUCCUGUUCAUUUCUUCAAUUUUGUGUACUGAAAAUUUAUUUCAGAGGGAAACCUUGAACUUGUUUUAGACGUAGAAAGUAGGAAAUGCAACUGCUGUAUGUGGUAAAUGUGUGGAUGCAUGGAGCUGAUUGUCAGUCAUGUUGUUGUGUUCCACAUAUAAUCAUAUUUUGUGUAUUUUUUUUUUUUUUUUAAUUUUUAAUUUUUUAGGUUUCCUCUGAAGUUUACAGUUCUACAAGAGCUCUUGAGCUUUCAAAUAUUAUUUUGAUUCAAAGAUUGCAAAUUGUAGAUAA